GGUACUUGUCUGCUUACCAUUUUCAUAUGCAGCCUGUUCCCGGAAAGAUGUUCAUGCAAUGUGAUCAAUAUGAAGCUAUCGAGCCUCCAAAUGUUGUGAAGAUGGCUGGUAGACCACGACAUAAAAGAAUUAGAGCUUCAAAUGAACGUAAUCCAAAUCCAACAAAAUUGAGCAGGAAAAAGAUUGUGCAAACAUGCAGGUUAUGCACUCUUACAGGUCACAAUAGGACUACUUGCCCAAAUGGGAGCGACCAAGUACCACCGCAAGGGAAAACACCAAAAAGUAGACCCACAAGUUCAACCAACCCUGCAUGUACUACGCUAAGAUCUGUAGCUUCAGUUCUAAAAAGUCAUCAUGCGACCACUUCUGCACAUGCAAAUGAAUCUUUCAACAUACCUAGUUCUUACACUCCAGUAGACUCAAUGGGAUAUGGUUGCUUUGUGGAUGAAGUUACUGGCAGAACAGUGCUCAAUCCUGGUAUGGAGUCUGCGACAGUUAUUGCAGAAGGUGCGUCAAUAAUGGAGAUCAAUCCUGAUGCUCAGACCAAAAUGGCGAUACCGUGUGAAAGAACAUUACGCAAAAAACUGCCUUUUAAAAGGUCAUGUGAGAUCACAAGGAAUAUUCGAUUUUGUGGAGAUGGAUAUGAUGUUAGGGAACCAUCAGCACUCCCUUUUCAGUCUUCCGGUUUGAAUUGGGAAGGAAAUC
Molecule: messenger RNA, 705 nt
Organism: Cuscuta epithymum
Lineage: Eukaryota; Viridiplantae; Streptophyta; Magnoliopsida; Solanales; Convolvulaceae
Source: the annotation of a GenBank genome assembly